Messenger RNA from Perca flavescens (yellow perch), 2623 nucleotides. RefSeq names its product spindle and centriole associated protein 1 (gene spice1). The transcript has 18 exons. NCBI's taxonomy places the organism in Eukaryota, Metazoa, Chordata, Actinopteri, Perciformes, Percidae. Gene Ontology annotation, cellular component: centrosome; spindle; centriole. The record is from RefSeq and is a predicted model, not a curated record. Bases 214 to 2520 code for a protein of 768 amino acids. Gene Ontology annotation, biological process: mitotic spindle assembly; regulation of centriole replication; metaphase chromosome alignment.
CUCGCCAGUACUUCAUUUCCCAUCAUGCUUCAGGGUGAAGCGGUGUCCGUAGCAACAGCACAGGAAGUGGCGCGCAACUGUUGAAAAACUGUCACACAACAAACUGAAGCGGGGAUUUAGAUGCUGUUAAAUUUCGUCAACCGCUAGCUAGCUGUGUUUGCAAAGUUACAACCCAAAGUGCUCUUCUUUAAGCUUGGCUUACUAACAUAAAACAUGUCGCAUGUGAGAGUUGGGCGUCCACAACAACAUACCAAAGGAAAAAGGCCCAUUCGCCCCAAGAAAGCAGCUUCUAAAAAAGACUGGGUGAGCACUGUCAAUGACCUGUCUGUGCACAAGCUGUCACCUGCUGAGCUGGACCAUCGGCAUGAGAUUCACAAGUCCCACAACAAGGCAGCGGCUCAGUGGGAGCUGAGAGAGAAAGCCCUACAACGCCGUUUCAGACACGCUGGGAGCCCUGCACCUCUAGACCACGCCAGCCUCAGCAUCAUCAGGGAGGUGUUCUCUGACCAGCUGCUGCUUCAGGAUGUGCUGGCUCGCUCUGACAGAGCCAUGGCUGUGGUCAAAGACUUGUUUGGAGAUGCUCCGCGCAGGCAGGCUGGGCACCCCAGUGUGACGAUGGCUCCAAACUGUGACUCUGACUCAGCACUGCCUGUGCUCCAAAGACCAGAUCCUCCAACUCAGCUGUCACUGCUCAGCCAGUCUUUGAUGGACCAACAGGCUCUUAAUGAACUAGAAGCUUUAGAGGAAGACCACAGUGAUGAAGAUACCUAUCAUACUGGCAGUUCAGACCAUCCUAUAAUCCAUAGGGCCAAUGUACGAAAAAUUGAUUCACAGUCUCGGUGUAGACAACAGAAAGUCCAUCGUCCUAACUCUGACCAUGCAGACAGAGAUAAUGUUCCUGUAACCCCCUGCACAUCAUACAGAGCACCAGGCCACACAGCUCUCAAUGCCACGGUGGCUGUUCAGCGUCUUCGUUCCAGACAAAGCCAGUCAGAGGAAGGCAAAGAGGAACCGACAGUCCUGGUUUCUCAGGUCCUGAACCCUGAGCUGCCUCUCAACCAGUCAGGCAGGAUCAGUAGUAGAACCAGCAGGAACAGGAAGUGUGUUUCUCAAAGUUCAUGGCUGGAUGGUUCCUCUGUUGCCUCUCUCAAUGGGGACCAGUCCAGUCUGGGCCUGCUGCAGGCCAUGCUGGGUCAGGUGGAGGCAGACUUGGAUACUCUGAGACCUGACACUGUACCAGCUUCAGCACAGAGUCAGAAACAGCAAAGAACACAAGGCCUCACUGGAUUCUCUGUCGCCUUGGUCUCCACUCUGGGACGUUUAGUGCACCUCCUCAAACAGAGGGAAGAGGAAGCUCAGGAAGAGGCUCUGGAGAAGAGGAGACUGGAGGAGGAGUUGAGAGAGCAACGUGGGCUGAUUGAUGCUCUCACUGCUGAGAUGAUGACUCUGAGAGAAGAGGCUGCCGCCCUGCAGGCCGGGUUGCAGCAGCAGACAGCAGAGCUGGAGCAGAAGUUGGACACAGUGGUGUUGGUGAUGGGGGGACUUGGACUACUGGAGGCACACAUUGACCCACCCCAAGAAGCUGCAGUUAGUCAGUCUGCACCAGUUGCUGAGCGAGAUCCUGAACGUCUACAAGCCUCUGUUUCUCCUGCUGUCUUGCUCUCUCCCCCUCGGCAGAGAGACAACUGGCAACAAAUUCCUGUGCCUCAUCCUGUAGCACUGCACCAGGAACUUCCUCCUGUAGAUGUCCUGCGUUCCCGUGAGGAUGUCCACUCCCACAGCUCAGCCUAUAGCCUCACCAGCCUUCCUCUCACCAGCCUGCCUUCUACGUCCUCAUUAUUACUGACCUCUGACCCCCUUAGCUCACAGCUCUCUCCAGAGGCCAUGCUGGCUGAGAUCGCUGAGCUGAACAGACAGAACAACCUGAUCAGGGCCCAGCUUAGCCAAGCUAAGGGCCUGGGGUCAGGGGUCGGACAAUCGCCUAACAGUAGCAACGAGCAGAGAAGGUUGAGCUCCAGCAGCUCAGGAAGAGUCACACCCCAAAGUGCCGGAGAGAGGAGGACAUCAGUUUCCAGCAGCACGAGGAGGAGGAGUCGGCAUGUACAGGCUGCUGAAGGAGAGCAGCUGACUCAUCAGGUAACAUCCCCUAACACCCUCCAUGCGAGCAGUGUCGGACAGCGCCUCCUGGAGCUAAACAGACAAAGUGCAGCGGCGAGGGGUCGACUGCUGGAGCUUAUUGAGCAACAGAAGCAAAGUGAUGUAGCCAAAGUUUCUCCCUCCGAUUCCCCCAUCAGUCCUUCUGCCUUUAGACCACAUUCAGCAGUUGGAGGAGGAAGUCCAGAGCUGCUGGCUGCACAGGAGCUCCUGCCACACACUGGUGGUGGUGAGAGACGAUAUGUUGGUUCUGAGGUGUCUUCUCAUAGUCUUGGAGGAGAACCAAGGGAUGGCAAAACCCAGAAACAGAUAGAGAAACGGAGAGAGAGAGAGGGUUGGUUUGCCUUGUCCGCUCAUGUGAGAUGACAAGAGGAGUAGUUAUUCAACUUGAGGAAAUUUAAAACCUGUGUUUUGUAGUAUUUUAUCUAUGCCUUUUUAAAUGACUGAAUUAAACAUGUUUUUAAAUUAA